Molecule: messenger RNA, 651 nt
Organism: Bombus impatiens (common eastern bumble bee)
Lineage: Eukaryota; Metazoa; Arthropoda; Insecta; Hymenoptera; Apidae
Product: tigger transposable element-derived protein 7-like
Exons: 1
Coding region: 1-651 (216 amino acids)
Cellular component (GO): nucleus
Molecular function (GO): DNA binding
Source: RefSeq, a predicted model, not a curated record
AUGACGUCAAGACGAAUACCGUUAUAUUUGACAAUUACUGAUAAAUACAAUAUUCUUAUGAUGAGAGAUAGAGGUGAAAUUCGACAAACCAUAAUGGAAAAGUACGGUGUUGCACUCUCUACAUUGAACACUAUAUAUGUAAAAAGCGAAGAGAUUACAAAACAAUACGGGCUCAUCAUGGGUCUCACACGGCGACGUUUACAGGAUGUAGAUAAAGUUGUUUACCAAUGGUACUUACGAUGUAAGGAAAGAAAGGUACAAAUGACAGGAGCAGACAUACAGAGAGAAGCUCUAGAAAUUAAUGAAAAAUUAAACGGACACCCUCGUUUUAAAGCCAGUAUUACUUGGUUGCGAGGCUUUAAGGAACGUUACAAUAUUACUACUGCGGAUAUAAGGCAAAAUAUUCAAGCCGCAAAUGAAAUCACUGCAGCGGAAGCCUUUAAAGCUGAUUUCAACAGAUUCCUGCAAGAAGGUGGGUUCACAUUGAGGAACGUUUACAAUGCCGUUUACACAACGGUAAUGUGGAAAGCAGUAUCAGAAAAUUCUUGUAUUUUUAAUCGUGCAAAGUCGACAGGAAACCUGGAAAUGUGCGAAGAUUACGUUACUGCACUUUUUUGUGCAAAUGCUACCGGAUGUCACACGGUUGCCUGA